Molecule: messenger RNA, 2166 nt
Organism: Canariomyces notabilis
Lineage: Eukaryota; Fungi; Ascomycota; Sordariomycetes; Sordariales; Chaetomiaceae
Exons: 1
Coding region: 337-2022 (561 amino acids)
Source: RefSeq, a predicted model, not a curated record
CGCAAGCCAACAACAAAGGGAAAUCGGUGAUAAGCCACGGAGGCCAUGGGAGCCAUGUCGCCAGCCAAGGGCUCGUGGACAAAAAGUUUGCAUAACGAGAAAUGUGAAGAGAGGAAAAGGGUUAAGAGUCAGCAGUACCAGGAAUUGCUUCAUUUCGUCGUUUCUUAUUUUAUUUCUGCUUUCCUUCCGCUUGAAAUAGUUAAGCCCCUUAACACCUUUCGCGCUGCUUCUUGUCUUUUGCCCGACUUACUGUCUAUGAAUGUUAAUCGCUGCCAAGAAUUGGUCAAACCCCCUAGAAUUCGUCUCUUACACCAUUACACCCAGUAACAUGCUGCGAUGCGCUCACCAUGGAGGCAAAAUAAAAACCCUCACCGCGACCGCCCUCUGCGGCCGUCCACCCCUCGGAGGCGACAGAGCCGGCCGCAGCAAGGGCCCGCGGAAACCUUACCCAAGAUGCGCCCCAAACUCCUUCCGCCGCUGGUGAUUCCUUUCCGGCAGUCGCCCGAACCGGUCUUGCUUCACGUUGCCUUUCAGCAUAACGUCAAGCCCCAAGUGCAGCAGUACCAGCAAUGGCAGCAGCAGCAGCAACGAGAAGACCCGCCUCCGCCAGCGUACCAGGCGGAGCGCCAGACCUGGCACUACGCGCUUUCUCCGUAUCUGCUACAGCAGCAAAAGGAUCUCCCUACAACACCGGCCUCGGAGCCGGACUCGGAGGAAGCCGUUGAUGACCUUGCGCUGUUCCAGUUCCAUCACCCCUGCCUGCUCCCGCCGCCGACGAUUCCUGAUCUCCCGCCGACGUACUACUCCUCACGCAAAAGCAAACCCCAACGUAUCCCGACGGUGACGGCUAGAGGAAGACGGCUGCAGAGACAGGGUACGAUCCGACGCCAGGGGAGUAACAGGGUUGGAGGAACAGCAGCACCAACAGCAGCAGCAAGUACAACAAGUACAACAGCAUCAGUGCCGUCACAACCUACAUCAUCCCGCCCAGCCUCGCCCUCACGGACCAGGACUGGGACUACUAGGACCAGGUCCAAGUCCACGCAACGCUCUCGCUCCCGGCCUAGAUCUAGGUCUCGCUCCCGUCCUUGCUCCGAGUCGCGACCAGAGAACCGUCUCCGCUGGACAACGGGCACCAUUGUUGCCUACCAGCCCUCUGGUUCUCCCGCCGGACCCGGAACUGUCAAGCCUACUGGGAUUAAUCCCCAAACAGGGAAGGACGGGGACGGGGACGGGAACGGGGGUGUGGAACAGGGUGAGGAUGAAUACACGCCAGCUACUACAUCUGUGUACAGCCCGAGUCCGAUGACUCCCUUUCUGGCACGGUAUGCGGCGGUUGAGGAGGUGUUGAGGGAUAUGAUCCAGGGGCAGGGUCAGGGGAAGGGCCAGGACCAGGGUCAGGGUCAGAUUGAAAGCCCGAUAACACCAUUCCUGAGAGAAAAGGUUCAACAAGUUGGAGAGGACGUGGAUAACUUGAGCAUGAACUCUGGGGCACGGGAAACGAACCGUGACCGGGAUAGUGGCGUGGCGGGGUUGAAACUCCAAGUUCCAUGUCAAUUUCAUGUUGAACUUGAACAGGAUGCGGCAACGAUGGCCAGGGGCCUGUCAGGGCACAUGCACAUGCACAUGCAGCGGGCGGCGAGCGGUACUUCCAGUUCCAGUUCCAGUUCAAGUUCUUCAGGGGCUGGGCCGAUGCAUGUGGUGCCCCCGAGUCUGGGUGCGCAGCGCGGAACUGCAGGUGGUACCGAGACGGACUUGGACCGGGCAUUGGUGGCACUUGAACUUGAAGAAUAUGCUGCAAGGGAGCAGGAUGCGUUGAAGGAGUUGCUGGGGGUUAUUGAUUCAUAUUUGGACCAUGGAGAAUCGGCUUCAUAUGGAGAGGGGAUGGGGAAUGUCGUGAAUGGUGCGGUCGCGGGUACUCCUGGCAUGGAGAACCGGGCGAAGAGUGAUGAUAUGGUGGGUUGCCCUGGGCUUGGUGCUGCGUGGUGGAAGGGAUUGAGGGAAUCUGAAGCGUUGCUUUGACAGGGCCAGGUCAUAAGAUUGUAUAUACUUUCGAUACCAGACCAAUCGCUUUCACAACGAACGGUCUGGUGCUAUUCGACAUGGUUUGGUUCGGGCCCCUGUACCCAGAAACCAGGGGCUGUCGACUGUUCAUAGUUGUUCAUC